AUGGAUGACACAGCCAGUUCGCAGUCGUCAGGCACGACUCAGCGAAGAAAGCUGGUGGAAGAUGACGAUCGAUCAUGGAGUAACAAGAGUAGCGUCGAAGUCAGUGGGCGAGAGGUGGCCGAGGGAAUGGCGGUGUCGAGACAAGAAGACCCCGUUGAAUCCCUCAAGAGGCGCCUCUCGGAAUGGGGUGAGUCUAGUGUCCAUACCAGCCAGCCUUAUGAAGAGGGUGAAGAAUACGAAAUGCUUCUAGAUCCAAACCUCCCAGAGGAACAAGAAAGGAGAAUGCACGAGCUCGAGUUGGAUGAUCCUUUAGGAGGCGAGUCGAGUCUGAAGGAACUUGAUGACACCGAAGAUUCUCCCUAUCCCGAAGUACGAGCCGCUGUUCACAACUACGAUGAGGAUCUGCCCUGCAAUACUGUCCGGGCUUGGACGAUUGGGUUGUUCCUUGUGGUCAUUGGCGCCUCAAUGAACACCCUCUUUUCUUUGAGGAGUCCCUCGAUCGGACUAGGUGCGCUAAUUGCUCAGAUUAUAGCAUGGCCCAUUGGCCAGGCCUGGGAAAAGGUUAUGCCCAAGAAGGAAUUCACGCUGUGGCCAUUCGGUAUCAAAUGGAGCUUGAACCCUGGACCUUUCAAUGUCAAGGAGCACUCGAUUAUCGUUGUCAUGGCGAGUGUUUCUUUCUCGGUUGCAUACGCUACGGAUAUCAUACUCGCCCAGCUCGUAUUUUACAAGCAGAACUUUGGCGUCACUUGGCAGCUAUUACUGACCGUGUCGACCCAGUCACUGGGCUACGGCAUUGCUGGCAUGAUGAGAAAAUUCUUGGUCUACCCGGCUUCCAUGAUCUGGCCAGGAAACCUCGUGUCGGUAGUGCUCAUGAAUGCCAUGUACGAGAAGCACGCACCGCUUGACCCAACGAUAAUUGGUGGAAAUAUGCCAAGAUAUCGAUGGUUUGCUUACAUUACGCUUGGUGCCUUCUUGUACUACUUCAUUCCCGGAUUCUUUGCUCAGUUCUUGAGUGUCUUUGCAUUCCCAACCUGGCUUGCACCCAAUAACCCAAUUGUCAAUCAGCUCUUUGGAGGAACGACCGGUCUGUCAUUGCUGCCCAUUACAUUUGACUGGACACAGGUUGCAGGAUAUAUCGGCUCUCCUCUCAUCCCACCGUGGCAUGCCAUUGCAAACACCACGAUAGGUGUUGUCGUCUUUUUUAUUGGUCUUGCCUCGGCAUUCCAUUACACUGGCGUUUGGUAUUCCCAAUUCCUGCCCAUGAGCGACGCGUCAACAUAUGACAACACGGGCUCACCGUAUAACACGACUCGAAUUCUCACGCCACAAUUGACUUUGGACGAGGAGGCUUACAAGAACUAUUCUCCCCUCUAUAUCAGCACAACCUUUGCCAUGGCCUAUGGACUAUCUUUCGCUGCCAUUGCAUCGCUGAUUGUCUACACAUACCUUCAUCACAGCAAGACAAUUUGGCGCCAGUACCAAAACAGCACAACUGAGAAGCCCGACAUCCACAUGAAGCUCAUGAGGAAGUAUAAGGAGGCGCCAACAUGGUGGUACAUGAGCCUUUUCGUCAUCAUGCUUGGGCUCGGUUUCAUCACUGUCCUGGCAUACCCUACAAAUCUCAAUUGGUGGUCCUUUCUAUUGGCCGUUAGCAUCUCAUUCACCUUUGCCCUACCUAUUGGCAUUAUUCAGGCUGUCACAAACAACCAGAUUGGUCUAAAUGUCUUGACCGAGUUUGUGUACGGUUAUAUCCAGCCAGGCAGACCACUUGCCCUAAUGAUAUUCAAAACGUUUGGGUACAUUACAAUGUCUCAAGCCUUGAGCUUCGUCGCGGAUUUGAAGUUUGGCCACUACAUGAAAAUACCUCCCAGAACCAUGUUCAUGAGUCAAGUUGUGGCAACAACCUUUUCCUGCUUUAUUCAGAUUGCGGUGCUCAACUUUGCAUUGAACAAUAUCGAAGGUAUAUGCACCCCAACACAACCAGAACAUUUCACUUGUCCUGGAGGCAGGGUCUUUUUCUCAGCAUCUGUGAUCUGGGGUCUCAUUGGCCCGGCCCGCAUUUUCUCGCCUGGCCAAAUCUAUUCGGGACUUUUCUGGUUCUUCUUGAUCGGUGCCAUCACGCCCGUGAUCAUUUACUUUGCUGCCAAAAAGUGGCCCAAGUCGCCCAUCAAGUAUCUGAUGGCACCUGUCAUAUUUGGAGGUGCUGGCGCGAUUCCUCCUGCCACGCCUCUCAACUACCUGUCCUGGGGCAUCGUGGGAUUUGUGUUCCAGUAUCUAAUCAAGAACCGCCAUUCGGCUUGGUGGAACAGACUCAACUUCCUCACGUCUUCAGGUCUCGAUCUAGGACUUGCCCUUUCUACACUGGUCAUAUUUUUUGCCUUUACUCUCAACAAUAUCAGCCCGCCCGAAUGGUGGGGCAAUACCGUUAUCACGACGACAAUGGAUUAUCAAGACACGGCUAUACAGACUGUAUUACCGCCUGGGGAGACUUUUGGCCCUGCUACAUGGUAG
This is a messenger RNA of Pestalotiopsis fici W106-1, 2511 nucleotides long. RefSeq lists its product as uncharacterized. NCBI's taxonomy places the organism in Eukaryota, Fungi, Ascomycota, Sordariomycetes, Amphisphaeriales, Sporocadaceae. The transcript has 5 exons. Gene Ontology annotation, biological process: transmembrane transport. Gene Ontology annotation, molecular function: oligopeptide transmembrane transporter activity. Bases 1 to 2511 code for a protein of 836 amino acids. The record is from RefSeq and is a predicted model, not a curated record.